AUGACGGAGUGGACUUUGCUAAAACGUCUCCUGGAUGCUGUCCACCAACACUCCACCAUGAUUGGGCGCCUGUGGCUCACCGUCAUGGUUAUCUUCCGGCUGCUCAUUGUCGCGGUGGCAACUGAGGACGUAUACACCGAUGAGCAGGAGAUGUUUGUGUGCAACACGAUGCAGCCGGGAUGCUCCACCGUCUGCUACGACGCAUUCGCACCUAUUUCGCAACCUCGCUUCUGGGUUUUCCACAUCAUCAGUGUCUCCACACCAUCCCUCUGCUUCAUCAUCUACACAUGGCACAACCUGUCCAAGCUGCCCCACAACACCACCCAGAGGCAGGGCCAAGGAUUAGGGGAUAUCCCAGGGCCGGAAAGACCAGACAUUGGACGAGGUGGCGGACAGGAGAUUUAUGAUCGGAGCUGCAACUCGGACAGCUGCUCCAUCCACUCCCAUAAGCAUCUAGGUCACAGCCUGGCAGAUGUGCUGGAAGGCAUCACUGUCCAGAAGGGUCAUGUGGUUUCGGGAGGUGUUCUGUCUAAAUGUUAUGUCUUUCAUGUGUGUUUACGGGCUGUUCUGGAGGUGGGCUUUGUCCUGGCCCAGUGGAAGCUGUUUGGCUUCCAGGUGCCAGUUCAUUUCCUUUGUACCUCGGCACCCUGCAGCCAGCCGGUGGAUUGUUACGUCUCCAGGCCCACGGAGAAGACCAUCUUCCUGCUCUUCAUGUUUUGUGUGGGUCUCUUCUGUAUCCUGCUCAAUCUGCUGGAGCUCAACCACUUGGGCUGGAAGAAGAUCCGGCAGGCAGUGAGGUUGAGGGAGAGUGCAUCCUGGGGAGGUUGUCGAGGUGUGAGGAGGGGAUAUGAAACUUUCCCUCCAGACAGCCCUUCUCUCGAAUCCUCUUUAGGCUUCAGGGACGUGACCAGCACCACCUCCCUGCCCACUUUGGACCUGGUGGUGGGUCACCAGCCUGACUGGACCUGUGCUGUGAACUGUGGCAGGAUGAGGGAGCCUAAGGAUGUCACAGAAACAGAGCAACCAAAGAGACAGGACUCCCAUAAAGGAGAGAGGCAGCCUCUGAAGAGUAAGAGGGAGGUCAGGGGGUCCAAGCAGAGGAGUGCUGAGGUCUGGAUAUAG
Chelmon rostratus (copperband butterflyfish) is the source of this 1122-nucleotide messenger RNA. RefSeq names its product gap junction protein delta 6 (gene gjd6). Gene Ontology annotation, cellular component: connexin complex. The record is from RefSeq and is a predicted model, not a curated record. NCBI's taxonomy places the organism in Eukaryota, Metazoa, Chordata, Actinopteri, Chaetodontiformes, Chaetodontidae. The transcript is spliced from 2 exons. Bases 1 to 1122 code for a protein of 373 amino acids. Gene Ontology annotation, biological process: cell communication.